UGGGCUAAACACUUUUACCAAGGACAAAACAAAUUGACAUUUUAGAAAACAAAAUAACAUUUUAGAAACCAAAAUAACAAGACGCAAAACACUUUUACCAGUCCCGAAACAAAUUUACAAAUGAUAGAUUCUUCACGGAAAGGGAAUGUACCACAUACCGGAAGUGACUAGGUGAAAGCGGGUGAUUGUCGUAUGAAGUUGAAUUAAGUUUUUGGUGACUGAACAUGGACUCCGGCCGAGGAAUGUUUUGCCCGUUUUGUGGCAAACACAUGACCAGCUUAACGUGGUUCUGCUUUGCGUGUGGUCGUUGUUUGGAGUUUUUAAAAGACGUGGACCAGACAGAAAAACCAAACAUAAUGCAUCACUGCGUUCAAUAUUUUAACGAGGGCCACUCGUACGCUGUAAUCGUGGACAUGAUGUCAAGUCUACACGGUGUAAACAUCAGCUUGAGGACUCUUAAAAGUAAACUGAACGAAGCCGGGUUGUACCGCAGGAAGGAUUAUUCCUCUCCAAAUGCCGUGCGUAACGCCAUCAGAUCUGAACUUCGUGGACCUGGACAACUGUUUGGUUACCGCUCGAUGUGGCAAGUACUUAAACAAAAGUACAAUCUUCGAGUGAAGAGAGAUGAUGUGAUGAAUUUCCUCCGGGAGCUUAAUCCUCGAGGGUGUGAGAACAGAGCACGCAGGAGGUUUACAAGAAGAACCUAUCACUCAAUGGGACCUAACUAUAUGUGGCACGCAGAUGGUUAUGACAAACUUAAGCCAUUCGGUUUGGCCAUUUCGGGAUGCAUAGAUGGAUUUUCACGUAAAGUAUGGUGGCUUGAAUGUGGACCUACAAAUAACAACCCAACAGUGAUUGCUCACUAUUUCAUGUCAUGUGUGCGAAACCUCGGAGUCAUCCCCAUGAGACUGAGGACUGAUUGCGGCACUGAGAAUGGAAUAAUGGCUGCAAUUCAAUGUACCCUACGCCACCAUCACAGUGACUACUACUCUGGAGCGUCCAGCCACAUGUACGGCUCAUCUAUGAAUAACCAGCGUAUUGAGUCCUGGUGGUCUAUAUUUAGAAAGGGAAGGUCUCAGUUCUGGAUGGAGUUAUUUGCAGACCUUAGAGAUGCUGGAUACUUCAACGGGAGCCAUGAGCAUCAGUGCCUAUUGAGGUAUUGCUUCGGUGACGUUCUUCAGAAGGACCUGGAUGAGUGUGUGAAACUGUGGAACAGUCACAGGAUUCGCCCUUCCAGAACAGCAGCAUGUCCAGGAGGAGUGCCCCAUGAACUCUACUACUUACCACACAGGUUUGGCUCCAGAGACUGUGGAUUUCGAAUUGAACAGGCUGAACUGGAUGCCCUUCCUGAGGCUAGCCUGUCAAUGACUCCUUGUGGGGACCCACACAUGCAGGAGUACCUGGACUCUGCCAUGGAACACAGUCAGUUACAGAAGCCUGAGAACUGGGAGUCUGCAUCAGAACUGUACAUGAGACUAAAAGAAAUGGCUCAUCUAUGAAAUGAUCAAAGUUUUUUUCUUUAGUGGUGAAACACUGAAUUGUGUUCAGACAGGCAGCAGUGUAUAAGUGUAUUACAUUUAAUAUAAAUA
Esox lucius (northern pike) is the source of this 1589-nucleotide messenger RNA. RefSeq lists its product as uncharacterized. NCBI's taxonomy places the organism in Eukaryota, Metazoa, Chordata, Actinopteri, Esociformes, Esocidae. The record is from RefSeq and is a predicted model, not a curated record. The transcript is spliced from 4 exons. Bases 225 to 1499 code for a protein of 424 amino acids.